Molecule: messenger RNA, 744 nt
Organism: Theileria equi strain WA
Lineage: Eukaryota; Apicomplexa; Aconoidasida; Piroplasmida; Theileriidae
Product: methyltransferase domain-containing protein
Exons: 3
Coding region: 1-744 (247 amino acids)
Biological process (GO): tRNA wobble uridine modification
Cellular component (GO): nucleus; cytoplasm
Molecular function (GO): S-adenosylmethionine-dependent methyltransferase activity; tRNA binding
Source: RefSeq, a predicted model, not a curated record
AUGCCCAGGAAAAGGAAUAUCGAAAUGCCACCGAGCGAUAAACGGUGCGUUCCAAUAAGCAUCGACAAGGACGCCAGAGAUUUUGAGAAUGAACACGUACACGAUGUCUAUGAGGAAAUCGCUCCACACUUUUCACACACCAGGUAUAACCCUUGGCCGAGUGUUUUACGUUGCAUUGACAAAUGCCCUUCGUUUGGUGUGGUCCUUGACGUUGGCUGUGGCAAUGGCAAGUAUCUGAGUUACAGGAAUGACUUGGUCUUUGUUGGUAGUGACAGAUGCAAAUCGUUGCUUGAGAUCGCCUUACAAAAGGGAUCGGAUUUGUGCAUUUGUGACUGUAUUAAACUGCCAUUCAACGACCAAGUUGCAGAUUUGGCAAUUUCUAUCGCAGUUAUCCAUCACGUCGCAUCUAGGGAGGGACGUGUUCGAGCGAUUUCCGAAAUGCUCAGAUGCACAAAACCCGGUGGGACAAUUCUGGUGUACGUUUGGGCAAUGGAACAGGAACGGGAUACGAUUGGGUACAGGAGCUUCGAGUCAAACGAUGUCUUGGUGCCAUGGCACCUACAGAGCAGAUAUUGCAAGGAGAGAACUAGUGCACCGGAUACACUCGUAAACUACAAGAGAUACUAUCACGUGUUUUCAAAGGACGAGGUGCUCGAACUCUGCAAAGAAUUCUCAGACCAGGCAACCUUUGAAAUUCGCUUCGAGGCAAACAAUUGGAUCAUUGAAAUGUCGAAAUUUGCGUGA